GAGGAGCGGCCCCGGCGCUGGGCCCGGCCCGGGCAGGAGGCCAAGGAAGCGCCGCUGCGCUGAAGCGCCGGGAGCUCGGGGUGCCCGGGAGCUGAGGGCGCUGCGAGCUGGGGACACAAGAUGCCCAAUGACUUUCUGAGAUGAACUUGGGCAAGGAGGAACCCUCAGCCCAAGGUGCUCUCCUCUCUUUUUUUCCUCCUAAUCAGGAUUUUUCAUUCCCAAACUGUGUCCAGAUGGAAGAGGAGGAGGAAAAGCCCUGGAGAUGCUGCACAAGGAGGGGCUGCAAACCCAGCCCAGGGAGCUGCGAGGAGGAAAAAUCCCCCCAGUGCCAGGAACACGGCCAGAGAUCCAGCCAGAGCUCAGAGCUGGGGGAGAAGCCCCACAAGUGCUUGGAAUGUGGGAAGGGCUUCAGAAGGAGCUCUGACCUGAUCCAGCACCAGAGGAUCCACACUGGGGAAAAGCCCUACGAGUGUGGGGAAUGUGGGAAGAGCUUCAGCCAGAGAUCCAGCCUGAGGAAUCACCAGAGGAUCCACACAGGGGAACGACCCUAUGAGUGUGGGAAAUGUGGAAAGAGCUUCAGCCAGAGCUCCAACCUGAGGAGUCACCAGAUGAUCCACGCUGGUGAGCGGCCCUAUGAGUGUGGGAAAUGUGGAAAGAGCUUCAGAGAUAUCUCUCACCUGAUGACACACCAGGUGAUCCACACCAGGGAACGGCCCUACACCUGCUUGAAAUGUGGGAAGAGAUUUGGUCUGAGCUCCACCCUGAGAAAACACCAGCGCAUCCACACUGGGGAGAGGCCCUACGAGUGUCCCGAGUGUGGGAAGAGGUUUCGGACCAGCACCCAUGUCCUCAGACAUGAGCGGAUUCACACAGAGGAGAGGCCCUUCCGCUGCCCCGACUGUGGGAAGGGCUUCAAGCAGAACGGCCACCUCACGGUCCACCGGCGCAUCCACAGUGGGGAGAGGCCCUACGAGUGUCCCCAGUGUGGAAAGAGCUUCUCCAGGAGCUCUCACUUGACCCAACACCAACGGAGGCACCAGUAAGGGAAGCCCUGCGAGUGCCCCGAGUGUGGGAAGAGCUUCGUGCGCUGCUCCAGCUCCAUCCCCCAUGGGAGGAUCGGCAUUGGAUGAUCCCCAGUGACCCCCGUUGGGCAGAGCCCUGGUGAUCCGUGGUCCUGGUGAUCCGUGUUGGGAAGACACCUGGCUGGGAGGCUCCACAUCUUCCUGGCUCCCUGUGGGCACCUGGGUGAACGCCAGGGCAGGACCAUGCAUUGGGACACAGACCAACAAUGGG
This is a messenger RNA of Poecile atricapillus (Black-capped chickadee), 1293 nucleotides long. Its product is annotated as zinc finger protein 239-like. Gene Ontology annotation, molecular function: chromatin insulator sequence binding; DNA-binding transcription repressor activity, RNA polymerase II-specific. The transcript is spliced from 2 exons. Gene Ontology annotation, biological process: negative regulation of transcription by RNA polymerase II. The record is from RefSeq and is a predicted model, not a curated record. The coding region runs from base 141 to 1043 and encodes 300 amino acids. Lineage: Eukaryota; Metazoa; Chordata; Aves; Passeriformes; Paridae. Gene Ontology annotation, cellular component: chromosome.